Molecule: messenger RNA, 2592 nt
Organism: Pipistrellus kuhlii (Kuhl's pipistrelle)
Lineage: Eukaryota; Metazoa; Chordata; Mammalia; Chiroptera; Vespertilionidae
Gene: PRC1
Product: protein regulator of cytokinesis 1
Exons: 15
Coding region: 152-2017 (621 amino acids)
Biological process (GO): microtubule cytoskeleton organization; mitotic spindle midzone assembly
Cellular component (GO): cytoplasm; mitotic spindle midzone; spindle
Molecular function (GO): microtubule binding
Source: RefSeq, a predicted model, not a curated record
UGCUUGGUUUGAAAUCCCGCGGGUGCCUAACGGCUCGCGAAGUUGGCAGAUCCCGUGCGAGCCGGUGUCGGGAGCGGGUCGCGGCGCUCGGUUCCGGGUGGAGUCGGUCGGGGAACCUCGCCUUCCGUCCGGUGACCGGGAGACUUCCAUCAUGAGGAGAAGUGAGGUGAUUGCGGAGGACUCCAUACUGUGUCUCCAGAAAGCCCUGAGUCACCUUCGGGAGAUAUGGGAACUGAUUGGGAUUCCCGAGGACCAGCGGCUACAGAGAACCCAGGUGGUGCACAAGCAUAUCAAGGACCUCCUGGACAUGAUGAUUGCUGAAGAGGAAAGUCUGAAGGAAAGGCUCAUUAAAAGCAUAGGCAACUGUCAAAAAGAGUUGGCUGUCCUGUGCAGCGAGUUGCAUGUUGAGCCAUUUCAGGAGGAAGGAGAGCCGACCAUCUUGCAACUCGAAAAAGACCUGCGCACUCAGGUGGAGCUGAUGCGCAAACAGAAAAAGGACAGGAAACGGGAACUGAAGCUGCUUACGGAACAGGAUCAAGAGCUGUGUGAAGUGCUCUGCGUGCCGCCAUAUGACAUCGACAGCGAUGCUGUUCCCAGCCUGGAGGAGCUGAACCAGUUCAGACAGCAUCUGGCAACUCUGAGGGAAACAAAGGCGUCUCGGCGUGAGGAGUUUGUCACCAUCAAAAGACAGAUCAUACUGUGCAUGGAAGAGUUAGAUCACACCCCAGAUACAAGCUUCGAGCGAGAUGUGGUGUGCGAAGAUGAAGAUGCCUUUUGUCUGUCUUUGGAAAACAUUGCAGCGCUACAGAAGUUGCUACAGCAGCUGCAAGUGUGGAAAUCACAGAACGAAGAAGUGUGUGAGGGGCUGCGGGCUCAGAUCCGGGAGCUGUGGGACAGGCUGCAAAUACCUGAAGAAGAGAGAGAAGCUGUUGAGGCCAUGGCCAUGACUGGGUCGAAGGCCAAAGUUAAGAAAGCGCUGCAAUUGGAAGUGGAUCGCUUGGAGGAACUGAAAAUGCAAAACAUGAAGAAAGUGAUUGAGGCGAUACGUGUGGAGCUGGCCAAGUACUGGGACCAGUGUUUCUACAGCCAGGAGCAGAGGCAGGCGUUCGCUGCGUACUAUGACGAGGACUACACGGAAAGUCUGCUCCAGGCCCACGACGCUGAGGUGGUGCGGCUGAGAAACUACUUCGAGGUGCACAGAGAGCUCUUCGAAGGCGUGCAGAAGUGGGAGGAAAGCUGGAGGCUUUUCUUGGAUUUUGAGAGAAAAGCCUCUGAUCCAAGUCGGUUUACAAAUCGCGGAGGAAAUCUUCUGAAGGAGGAGAAGCAGCGAGCCAGGCUCCAAAAAACACUCCCGAAGCUGGAAGAGGAAUUGAAGGCCCAGAUUGAAAUGUGGGAACAGAAACACUCGACAGCCUUUGAGGUCCACGGGCAGAAAUUCAUGGAGUAUGUGGCUGAGCAGUGGGAGAUGCAUCGGUUAGAGAAAGAGCGAGCCAAGCAGGAGCGGCAACUGAAGAACAAGAAGCAGACGGAGGCCGAGAUGCUGUACGGCAGCACUCCCAGGACGCCCAACAAGCGGCGGGGACUGACGCCCACCACCCCGGGCAAAGUGCGCAGGCUGAACACCACCACCAUGUCCAAUGCCACGGCCAACAGCAGCAUCCGGCCUGCCUUUGGGGGAACAGUCUACCGCUCCCCUGUGUCUCGACUCCCGCCUUCUGGCAGCAAGCCAGUCCUCACUGCCACCUGCUCAGGGAAGAAAAACCCCCGUGCUGGUCGGUACGGAGCCGACAAGGAGAACAUGGAGCUCAAUGGCAGCCUGCUGAGCGGUGGGUACCCCGGCUCAGCCCCCCUCCAGCACAACUUCAGCAUUAACUCUGUUGCCAGCACCUAUUCUGAGUUUGCGAAGGAUCCGUCCCUCUCUGACAGCUCCGCUGGUGGGCUUCAGCGAGAACUUUCAAAGGCCUCCAAAUCUGACGCUACGUCCCGAAUCCUCAAUUCAACCAACAUCCAUCCCUAAGACGCCCUGACCAGCCAGCCGUGGCUUCCUGCGCCUAGCCUGGCGGCUCUCCUUCCUCUCCCGGCUGGGCCUGCUGGAAACCCUGGGCCGGCCCGCUACCACGGCCUGGCUUAGGGGUUGAAGCCCAUCACAGGCCUGGCGGGUCCUUAGACACUUUGUUGGGGAUCUAGAAGUUUGCACAUGUCAGUCCUGGGGGCGCUGUUCCCACUGCUCUGUACCCAGUGGGGCCCCAUCCCGAGCUACUAACCUACUGGUCACUACGAUUCUCGCCGAAGCACUAUUAUUUAUUCCUGCCCCCGCGCAGCCGCUGUCAGAGCACUAAGUGGCUCUCAGGCGUCAGUGUGGCUCGGGCUGCGCACGGGGCCUGCCGUCUUAGUCUGUGUAUACUUGUCCUGUUGUAAAAUAUGUAUUUUUAACAAUAAAGCAGUGCGUGUGCUGCAAGAUUACAAAAACGGUAGGUUGUGUUUUCCAGAUUCCCCAAAUAAGGUUUGUCGCUUUGGUCUGUGGAAGGCGGACAUUUCUACUUCCCCUUGGAGAUUUCUUUUUGUAAUACUUAGUGUUUUGUGCAUGUGUAA